Messenger RNA from Patiria miniata (bat star), 1493 nucleotides. RefSeq lists its product as uncharacterized. Gene Ontology annotation, biological process: mRNA splicing, via spliceosome. NCBI's taxonomy places the organism in Eukaryota, Metazoa, Echinodermata, Asteroidea, Valvatida, Asterinidae. Gene Ontology annotation, molecular function: U6 snRNA binding; protein binding; U4 snRNA binding. The record is from RefSeq and is a predicted model, not a curated record. Bases 363 to 1370 code for a protein of 335 amino acids. The transcript is spliced from 12 exons. Gene Ontology annotation, cellular component: U4/U6 x U5 tri-snRNP complex.
GUCCACGCUUGCUUCGUGUGUUAAAUUACUGAAUUAUUGUGAGACACCAGCUACAACUUGACCCCAUCGAAAACCUCUAUUAAAUCCCCGUGUGCCUUGAUUUUGCGGAAUUUUCAGGAAUGGCUGUAGCCGACAAGUUGCAAUGAGUAAAUCAAGCUAGUAGAUGCAGCCGUCAUAGCUCUCAUCCCACCUGGUUGCCAGACAUGCAGUCCUGAUGAAUCCGGUUCAGACCAGCUCAGCCCAGAUUCAACCGGUCUGAAGUAUUUGAAAGAGUUACUGAAGGCGUGGGUCGGUGAAUCUCAGAUAUUGGAAGGGCCGGUCGGUGCUAGGCUGGUGUACAAACUGCCGUGUGCAAUCCCACAAUGCAACAGGAGGGCCGGGUGCAGUUUCUCAAGUACCACCUCGGCAGUGUGAGGGGUGUUGCGUUUUGUCCAAAGGACCGCUACUUAUUUUGCUCAGGUGCAUUUGACGGCAGGGUCAAUCUCUACACAGCACAGAAAUGCAUUUUGCUGCAGAGCUAUUCGGUAACAACCUUCAGUUUAGCCCGAAACAUUCAUGCUGUGCGAUUUACUAGUGAUGGAAGAAAGAUACUUGCCACAACGACUGCGGGGAAACUAGCCGUUGUUGACGUGGAGACCGGUGCUCAACUUCUGACCUAUGAGAGCUGUGCCUUCAACAGGAGAGAUCGCACCGGUCUGGCCGUGGACCCUAAGUGCCCUAAUACUGUAGUCUGCACUUGCGUCAAUGGCAAGGGCUUAGCUGUGUUUGAUUUGAGAAUGUCCAUUCCUCUUCUAUAUAUCUAUGAUCUUCACAGUGACAUCAUUCGAGAUGUGACAUUCCUUGGGGACAGUUGGCCGUGGUGUUCUGGGGAAACCACAUUUGUGACCGCAUCGGUGGACGGGCAUGGCAAGGUUGUGACUCUGGAUGGUAGGACGCUGCUAGACAUACCAGCCGGGACCGGCCUGCACUGCGUGGAUCCAACACCGGGGCCUUACAACGCUAUGGCAGAAGAGGGCUUCUCCAGCGUGAUCAUGUUGGGAGGUGGUGAAGUGUGCGCUUACUUGCCAGAUGCCGGGGUGCAAGAAACUCUGAGAGAGAGUGGGGACGAUGCAAUAUGGAAACUCAAGUAUACAUCCAACGGAAGUAUGCUGUACACAGCCUGUGAAAAUGGGGUAAUACGAAGAUAUCGACGCUACCCAGACAGACAUGAGUAUCUUGGGGAAGUAUUCAGGCACAAAGCUGACGUUCAAGAUAUGGACAUCUCACCGUACGAUGAAUACUUGGUGACAGCUUCCAAGGACCGCUCAGUGGGUAUCAUCAAGUUGGGUCUGCCGAACCACGGGUGCACCGAGUACGGGGAGUUCACAUGACACCAAACAUCAGGGGGUUUCAGGAUAUAGUGCCAACUCAAUUAUACUUUUUUCCCCUAUUUAGAUUGGUUGCCAUGGUAACCCAGUGUUACAAGAUUCAGGCUUACCAAGCCUUUGAAAUAG